This is a messenger RNA of Eruca vesicaria subsp. sativa (arugula), 3732 nucleotides long. The record is from the annotation of a GenBank genome assembly. NCBI's taxonomy places the organism in Eukaryota, Viridiplantae, Streptophyta, Magnoliopsida, Brassicales, Brassicaceae.
AUGAAGAGGGUUAGAGAUGAGGUUUACGUUGAACCUCAUAUAAGAGGAGGACAUACUGUUUCAUCUCGAGGAGAAACAAAUAGUAAGCCUUUAACGAUGGGAGGGCUAACAACAGGUGAUGCCUUGAGCUAUCUUAAAGCUGUGAAAGAUAUGUUUCAAGACAAGAAAGACAAGUAUGACACUUUUCUUGAAGUCAUGAAGGACUUUAAAGCUCAGAGAGUUGAUACUAAUGGAGUUAUAGCAAGAGUAAGAGAGUUGUUCAAGGGCUGUGACGACUUGCUUUUGGGGUUUAAUACCUUCUUGCCCAAAGGGUACAAGAUUACCCUUCCUGAGAAGAAGACAGUUGAUUUCGGAGAAGCUAUUGAAUUUGUUAACAAGAUCAAGGCACGAUUUGGGAGUGAUGACCGUGCAUAUAAAAAGUUUCUAGACAUCUUGAACAUGUAUAGAAAGCAAAGCAAGUCCAUCUCUGAUGUCUAUCAAGAGGUUACUCUGUUGUUUCAGGACCAUGACGAUCUGCUUGCGGAGUUUGCCCAUUUCUUACCUGAUACUUCAGGAUCAGCUUCUGCUCAUUCCCUUCUGUCCGGAAGGAACUCAGUACCUGCCAUGCAUCCAAGGAAUUUUGAGAAGAGAAUAAAAAUACGGAAUGAGUAUACAGAACACUCCGAUCAACGAGAAGAUGGUGACGAGAACCUUGUGGCUUGCUCUGCUGGUAAUUCUCUAGGAAGGUAUCUGAAGGUUGAGGACAAAGAAGGUAUUCAAGAUUAUGAAAAUGGCAGUAAAGACAAUGGCAGUCACAAAAUUCUACUAUCUACCAGCAACCAUGUGGCCAGGGGUAUUAAUGAACUGGAUCUUUCUGAGUGUGCACAAUGUACUCCCAGUUAUCGUCUCCUUCCAGAUGAUUAUCUUAUUCAGAUCCCAAGCUACAGAAAUUCACUAGGUGAGAAGGUACUUAACGAUCACUGGGUAUCUGUCACAUCGGGGAGUGAGGAUUACUCAUUCAAACACAUGCGUAAAAACCAGUAUGAAGAAAGCUUGUUUCGAUGCGAGGAUGAUAGGUUUGAGUUGGACAUGUUAUUGGAGUCUGUGAAUGCAGCCAUUAACCGUGUGGAAGCUCUUCUGGAGAAGAUCAACAACAACACAAUCUCUAUAGAGACACCAAUAUGUAUCAAAGAACACUUAUCAGAGCUGAACCUGAGAUGCAUUGAGCGGUUGUACGGAGACUAUGGGCUUGACGUCAUGGAUUUUCUGAAGAAGAAUUCUCAUAUCGCCUUACCGGUGAUACUAACUCGCCUGAAGCAGAAACAAGAAGAAUGGGCUAGGUGUCGCUCUGAUUUCAGGAAAGUAUGGGCUGAAGUAUAUGCUAAGAAUCAUCACAAAUCACUAGAUCAUCGAAGCUUCUAUUUCAAGCAGCAGGACUCCAAGAAUCUGAGCACAAAAGGUUUAGUGGCAGAAAUAAAAGAUAUCAGCGACAGAAAGCAGAAACAAGAUCCACUUCAUGCCAUUGCUGUCGGAACUAAACCAUCUUUCACUCCAGAUGUGGAGUUCAAUUACACUGAUACACAAGUUCAUGCGGACCUAUAUCAACUAAUCAAGUACUACUGUGAAGAGAUAUGUGCUACGGAACAGUCGGAUAAAGUAAUGAAGCUGUGGGUAACCUUUUUGGAGCCAAUGUUUGGUGUUCCUUCUAGGUCUCAAACUGAUGAGACUAUGAUAGAUGUUGCAAAGUCCAAUGACAAACAAGAGCAGCAUGAGGGCGUGAAAGACAACACCUGUUACGGAUCUCCUGUCUCAAACCCUAAACCGCUAACACCUCCAAAGACACCCAAUAAAGAAAGUCCAACAAUAGGAAGCUCCUUUGCGCAAGAUAAACUGCAUGCUGGUGCAGCAAUAACUACUGAGGAUAGCCAGCCUUCCAAGUUGGUGUCACCACUUAGAAAGGAUUUGUUAAUGGAGGGCGUAGAGAAUCGUAGUAAGGUUGGUGAUGUAUCAGUGAGAGAGCAUAAGGUUGAGCGAGAAGAGGGUGAAUUAUCUCCCACCGAAAGUUUUGAGCAUGAAAACUCUGAGGUUUAUAGAGACAAUGGCGUCCAGUCUGUGCAGAAACUGCCAGACAAUGUAAGAAGUAAUACUUCCCCUGAAGAUGAUGGAGGUAAAACUAAUCAAAAGUUACUAGAAGCCAACGAAAACGCCUCUAAAAUUAUUGCUUCAGGAAGCAAGUUUGGUGGCCAAGUUUCUUUAGAUGAAGAGCAUAAAGGAGCUAUGAACUGUGGCCGGCUUGAUAGUGUGGUUGAGAGCGAAAACGGGGCUGUAGGGAUGGUUAAAUCGAAUGAGGGUGAAGAUGGAUCCCUUUUUACAUUUUCAGAACGGUCACUGCAACCUGUAAAGCCCCUUGCAAAGCAUGUUCCUGUGGCACUACAAGUCAGUGAAAGUAACUCCCCGAAUGAUUCUCGAGUUUUCUAUGGGAAUGACUCAUUUUAUGUCCUUUUUAGGCUUCAUCAAAUGUUGUACGAGAGAAUACUAUCUGCAAAGAUACAUUCAGAAAGGAAAUGGAAAGCUCCAGAUCCAGAUAAAACAUCUCCUGAUUCUUAUGCCAGGUUCAUGGAUGCCCUCUAUAAUUUACUUGACGGCUCGAGUGAUAAUACAAAGUUUGAAGAUGAAUGCCGAGCUAUUAUUGGAGCACAAUCAUAUAUUCUCUUCACAUUGGACAAGCUAGUUCAGAAGUUUGUCAAGCAUCUUCAUGCAGUUUCAGCUGAUGAGACAGACACCAAGCUACUGCAACUAUACACAUACGAGAACUACAGAAAACAGGGAAGAUUCUUUGAUAUAGUGUACCAUGAGAAUGCCAGAGCCCUUCUCCAUGAACAAAACAUAUACCGGAUUGAAUAUUCAUCUGCACAAGGCCGUCUCGGGAUUCAACUUAUGAAGAGCGGGAAUGAUCAUCCUGAAGUUACAGCUGUAACAGUGGAACCAGGUUUUGCAAAUUAUCUGCAGAAUGACUUUCUUUCGCUUGUACCUGAUGAAGACAAGCCUGGUCUAUUUCUGAAAAGGAACAAGGUGAAAAUGAGCGGUCCAGAUGAAUCUUCAGGGAUGUCGCAUGCAAUGGAAGGAUUAAAAAUUAUCAACGAGGUUGAAUGUAAGAUGGCUUGCAGUUCUUCCAAGGUCAAGUAUGAACCAAACACAGCAGAUCUUCUGUAUAGAAGCAAGCAGAAGAAACCAAAACUGAAUCAAAAUGGGCUUGACAAUGAUAAAACUCCUGGUAGCAGUGAAAUCUCUAGAAAGACCAGAAUAUCACGUUUUCACACAAGUCUUAACCGUAGACUUGUUGCCUUGCCUUAAUAACACGGCUUCUAGCACGUAUGAAAGUUCUUGCCAGAGAUAUGCAAGCAUCAAUUAGUGGGACUAGAGACCAAACUGUCAUUUGACAAGCUUCUUGCAUCAUUUUGACACACAGAGAGUCACAUGAGAACCGUUUAUUCUCCUAAAUUGCGUCUGGAGCCGCCAGUUUUGGUGUAUAGUGUUAGAUUAAAUAUAAUACCAGACGAUGCUAAUGUCGGAUUUUUUUUUUUUUAAUUCGUUCCAUUCAAACAAAUGUUGGAUGUUCCUUCUAAUGUUAUGUUUCUCUUUCAAUAAAUCUUCUCAUAUUUUCGUCAUCUAUUAUUGUUUGUAGUCAUUCAUCGCAGUUUCAGCUGCAAAACUGGUACUCUACCUAUAGUAAGAAUGUUGGUUCAAUUUGGA